This is a messenger RNA of Suncus etruscus (white-toothed pygmy shrew), 1964 nucleotides long. It is a transcript of the gene DNAI2, whose product is annotated as dynein axonemal intermediate chain 2. Gene Ontology annotation, molecular function: dynein light chain binding; dynein heavy chain binding. Gene Ontology annotation, cellular component: outer dynein arm. The record is from RefSeq and is a predicted model, not a curated record. NCBI's taxonomy places the organism in Eukaryota, Metazoa, Chordata, Mammalia, Eulipotyphla, Soricidae. Gene Ontology annotation, biological process: cilium movement; outer dynein arm assembly.
CGGUUGGAGCAGCUUUGGAGCCAAGGGUCCCGGUUCCGGAGCUUCCCCGGGUCUCGGCGGCUGCAGGAGCCGAACCAGGUGGCCAUUGCCAUGGAGAUCGUGUAUGUGUACCUGAAGAAGAGGAGCGAAUUUGGGAAACAAUGCAACUUCUCGGACCGUCAGGCCGAACUCAACAUCGACAUCCCGCCCAACCCGGAGCUGGCCGAGCAGUUUGUGGAGCGAAACCCGGUGGACUCAGGCAUUCAGUGCUCCACCAGUAUGUCCGAACAUGAGGUGCCAACACAGAGAGGGUUUGAGAUGGAGACCCGAGGUAUCAAUCAUGUCGAGGGGGGCUGGCCCAUGGAUGUGAACCCUCUGGAGCUGGAGCAGACCAUUCGCUUCCGCAAGAAGGUGGAGAAGGAUGAGAACUACAUCAACACCAUCAUGCAACUGGGAUCGAUCAUGGAGCACUGCAUCAAGCAGAACAACGCCAUUGACAUAUACCAGGAGUACUUUGACGACGAGGACUCGGCCGAGGUGAUGGAGGAGGCCCCGUCAGCCAAGACCAUCAACGUCUUCAGGGAUCCCCAGGAAAUCAAGCGAUCGGCCACACACUUGUCCUGGCACCCAGAUGGUAGCCGGAAGCUGGCAGUGGCUUAUUCUUGCCUGGAUUUCCAGCGGGCACCUCAGGGCAUGAGUAGCGAGUCCUACAUCUGGGACCUGGACAACCCCAACAAGCCUGAGAUGACCUUGAAGCCACCCUCUCCUCUGGUCACCUUGGAGUACAACCCCAAAGAUUCCCACGUGCUCCUGGGAGGCUGCUACAAUGGGCAAAUUGCUUGCUGGGACACUCGAAAGGGUAGCCUGGUGGCUGAGCUGUCUACCAUUGAAUUCAGCCACCGAGACCCCGUGUAUGGCUCCAUCUGGCUGCAGUCCAAGACAGGCACCGAAUGCUUCUCUGCAUCCACAGAUGGGCAGGUCAUGUGGUGGGACAUCCGAAAGCUGAGCGAGCCCACCGAAGUGGUGAUCAUGGACAUCACGCGCAAGGAGAUACUGGAAAACGCCCUGGGUGCUGUCUCGCUGGAGUUUGAGUCGGCUUUGCCCACCAAGUUCAUGGUGGGCACAGAGCAAGGUAUCGUCAUCUCCUGCAACCGCAAGGCCAAGACGCCGGGAGAGAAGAUCGUGUGCACCUUUUCGGGCCACCACGGCCCCAUCUAUGCCCUCCAGCGGAACCCCUUCUACCCCAAAAACUUCCUAACAGUUGGUGACUGGACAGCCCGCAUCUGGUCGGAGGACAGCCGGGAGUCAUCAAUCAUGUGGACCAAGUACCACAUGGCCUACCUCACUGAUGGCGCCUGGAGCCCUGUGAGGCCUGCCGUGUUCUUCACCACCAAAAUGGACGGGACCCUGGAUGUCUGGGACUUCGUGUUCAAACACUGUGACCCUGCACUCAGCCUGAAGGUGAGUGACGAGCCCCUCUACUGCCUCCGGGUGCAAGACAACGGGGCCUUCCUGGCCUGUGGCUCCCAGCUGGGCACCGCCACGCUGCUGGAGGUUUCUCCCGGGCUGUCCACCCUGCAGCGGAACGAGCGCAACAUGACCUCCUCCAUCUUUGAGCGGGAGACGCGGCGGGAGAAGAUCCUGGAGGCGAAGCACCGGGAGAUGAGGCUCAAGGAGAAGGGCCGGGCGGCCGAGGGCAAGGACGAGGAGGCGCGGGAGGACGAGCUGGGCAGCCUGGAUGAGUUGAUGCAGAGGGCGGAGGAGGAGUUCUUCGACACCAUCUUCUCGGAGCUGCGCAAGAAGGAGGCCGAGGCCCUUAAGAAACAACAGCCAACGUCCCAAGCACAUGUGGAGGAAGAAGAGCAGGAGGGCGGGAGCGAGCCGGAGGGCAUGCCCCACUUGUCUGGGACCCAUGAAGGAGAGGAAGAGUCUGCGGCCCAUACCUAGCAGGGCAGUCUUGGGCUGCUCCCCACUCGCACACGAAC